CCAGCCUGUUACUUUCUGAAUUAUUGGAUUUUUCGUUCGCAUGUGUGUGUUUGUGUGUGCGCACCGUUGAUGGACUGCUUCCUGACUUUCACUGAAGGUUACUGUAGCCGCUGUCCCAAGGCCAGAGAAGUUUACAAGCCUCACCUUUUGCUGUGUUCAAUGCUGUAUACCUGCAACCCAAGGGCACUAUAUAUUUGUGCUUAAUUAUGUCUUCUGGUUCGGAUACCAGCAGCACUCAGGAACCUAUAAAACAUGGGCUUCUUCCAGGCGGAAUUUUGCCUGUCUGGCUAAAGGGGUACACCCCAGCACUGACAAAGGAGGAAAGAAAACCAGCUAGCAAUGAAGCCAGCUAGUGUCUCAGUUUAAAAUGGUGAAUUACUCUUAUGAUGAAGAUCUUGAAGAACUGUGUCCAGUCUGUGGAGAUAAAGUGUCUGGAUAUCACUAUGGACUCCUUACCUGUGAAAGUUGCAAGGGAUUCUUUAAGCGAACAGUCCAGAACAACAAAAGGUACACAUGCAUAGAAAAUCAAAGCUGCCAAAUUGACAAAACUCAAAGAAAGCGCUGCCCUUAUUGUCGGUUUCAAAAAUGUCUAAGUGUUGGGAUGAAGUUGGAAGCCGUGAGAGCUGACCGAAUGCGUGGGGGUCGGAACAAAUUUGGACCCAUGUACAAGAGGGACAGGGCACUGAAGCAGCAGAAGAAAGCUCUCAUCCGAGCAAAUGGACUCAAAUUAGAAGCCAUGACUCAGGUGAUUCAAGCAAUGCCGACUGACCUAACAAUAUCUUCUGCUAUCCAGAACAUCCAUUCUGCCUCCAAGGGCCUACCUCUGAACCAUACAGCCUUGCCUCCCACAGACUAUGACCGAAGCCCUUUUGUAACCUCUCCAAUUAGCAUGACAAUGCCACCGCAUGGUAGCCUACAAGGUUAUCAGAGCUACAGUCACUUUCCAAGCCGUGCUAUCAAGUCUGAGUACCCUGAUCCUUAUACUAGCUCUCCAGAGUCGAUAAUGGGCUACUCUUACAUGGAUGGUUACCAUCAGACCAGCUCGCCAGCAAGUAUUCCUCAUCUGAUUUUGGAACUCCUGAAGUGUGAGCCAGAUGAGCCUCAAGUCCAGGCUAAAAUUAUGGCCUACUUGCAGCAAGAGCAGGCCAACAGAAGCAAGCAUGAAAAGCUCAACACUUUUGGGCUUAUGUGCAAAAUGGCUGACCAAACCCUCUUCUCAAUUGUCGAGUGGGCCAGGAGUAGCAUAUUCUUCAGAGAACUUAAGGUUGAUGACCAAAUGAAGCUGCUUCAGAACUGCUGGAGUGAACUCUUAAUUCUAGAUCAUAUUUAUCGGCAAGUGGUACAUGGGAAAGAAGGCUCCAUCCUUCUAGUCACUGGGCAACAAGUGGAUUAUUCCAUAAUUGCAUCUCAAGCAGGCGCCACCCUCAACAGCCUCAUGAGCCAUGCACAGGAGCUGGUAGCUAAACUACGAUCUCUGCAGUUUGAUCUUCGAGAAUUUGUGUGUCUCAAAUUUUUGGUGCUGUUCAGUUUAGAUGUCAAAAACCUAGAGAACUUCCAGCUGGUGGAAGGUGUUCAAGAGCAAGUGAAUGCUGCUUUGCUGGACUAUACAAUGUGCAACUAUCCACAGCAGACAGACAAAUUUGGGCAGCUUCUCCUGCGACUCCCAGAAAUCCGGGCGAUCAGUAUGCAGGCUGAAGAGUAUCUCUACUACAAACACCUAAACGGGGAUGUGCCAUGUAAUAACCUUCUCAUUGAAAUGCUGCAUGCAAAAAGAGCAUAAAUUAUAGCCUAUGAUACAGCUUCUGCUUUUCAGAAAAGAUUUUAAAAAAUACUCUAAAGUUCUCCAAGUGACACUAAUUGGAAUAACUUGGUUUAAAGAAACUUUGCAAAAAAAAUUAAUGUUAUAAUAAUCAAAUACUUAAUAGUAAAUAAGUAAUGUAUCAGGGUAUUUGCAAUGCCAACUGUGAAUCAAAUGCUACACAGUCUCCCUAGAGGAACUUGUAUAGGACUUUACCACUGGAAUGAAAGGAGAUUUACAAGUGGAAAGGCUACCAUCAUCAUUGUCAAUCAAGGCAAAAAAAAAAAAAAAGGGAAGGAAAGGAAAGGAAAGGAAAGGAAAAGAAAGGAAAGGAAAGGAAAGGAAAGGAAAGGAAAGGAAAGGAAAGGAAAGGAAAGGAAAGGAAAGGAAAGGAAAGGAAAGGAAAGGAAAGGAAAGGAAAGAACAAUUCUUAUAAGUUAAAAAAAAACUUUGCCAGUUACCACUAUGGAGAAAUUUAGGAGCAAGUUUUAUCUGUGUUAUUCAGCUAACAUUUCAAGGGGAUCUGCAUGCACUACAACCCUUCACUGGUUAGCAGGACUGAAAACACCUCUAAAGGAAGGAAGCAACACUGCAGUUUCCCUGUGCCAUCUUUCCAAAGACUGAAUUCUUAUUUCUCCUUCCAAAAGGAACAUGUGGCACCCAUCUAUAUUAAAAAUCUGGAGUAAGCCACACACGCGCGUGCACACACACACACACACACACACACAAAGUGUCACAAGCAAGCAAAUAAAUGCAGCCUGGAUUUUCGGUAGUCUGUGACUCUGACCUGCAGAUAACAAACAAGAGAAAAUAAUUUUGUUCGUACGGUUAGCGUGACAUUCUUAAUAUGUUUUCUAAGGUUGCUUUUGUCAUUGUGUUCAUGUUGUUCAGCCAGGCAGUAUCCCUCUUCCACCCAUGGCCAAUUAUUGGAAGUCAGCUGCUCCAAAGCAAUUGAUGGUGGACCUUAAUUCCAGGCUCAACUCAUACAUUACUGGAAUGGCUUCUCAAAGCUUUUAGUGCCAGAUCGGCUUGUGGCUACUAUCUGACCACUGCCUAAAAUAAAACAUUAUUACUUCAAGCAGUAGCAUCUCUUUACUUGUCACACUUGAACCCAGUCUAGUACUUGGAUUUAAGAGAAUUCAGGUUAGUGAAUUCAAAUCAUAUCCCACUGUCAAUCUUCACUGUGACUUUUUCUUUUCCCACAUAUUUCUCAGUUGGGGGUUAUUCACAAACCAUCUGCAUGUGCAGCUCAAGAGCAGGCUAGCGUGACUUUGGAGUCUUCAGUUCAAGGGCAGACAGUACAGUAGCCCUGUAUAAUCACCAUCAGCAUCCUGAUUGUCCUGCUUGGCCUUCAUAGCUAAGAAUAAAAGCUAUCUAGAUGGCUAUACUGGUAGGCUGAAUUCACAUUGACUGUCUGACUAAUAAAACCAGCUACUGACAGCUAACCAGAACUGGGGCUUGGGAAAAAAAAAUGAAUGUCAGAAGAAGGCACUUUCAGAUUUAAGGGACCCAUCCUCAGAUUGUUCUCCUGGGGCUCUUCUCUAAUUUUAGCAGACCCAUGGGUCAAAGCUUAACUCUUGGCAAUGGAAGGGGCAUGAUAUUAAAUUUCAAUUAACUUUUGUGGGAGGAUUGGGAGGAAGAGGCAUUGUGAGAAAUUUAAAAUAGCCAACAAUAUGCAGGUCCUGCUGAGGCACUGAGAACUGGAAGAUGUUUAAGGGUGCUAGUUGCAGAAGCUAGAUGUGGCUUCUGAACUGGUCCAGCCAAUUUUUGGUUUCAACACACAUUUGUCCAAAUCUAAACAUCCUGAAUCUAGACAUGAUUAAAGAUGCUACUUUGGUCCUAACAUGUAUCCAUUUAUGCCCUCUCUAUAACCUGGUUUCUUCCUUCUGCCUUGAUCUGCUGGUCUGUAUCAGUGUUUCUCCUUCUUAACCUCACAUUCUUGAUGUAUUUUUUAAAGGUCCAGGACUUCCCUUACAUAAAGAGGCAAAACACAAAGUAAUACAAUACACAUUCUCUUGCCCAUUUCACCUUGUCCAUUCAGAAAACCAAGUUCUUCAGCUUUAUCUUACUUUGGAGUCAAAUUUCUUGAAAGUCAAUGACAAGUUAGUCCUAUUGAUACAAAUAGAUCAGCUAAUGAAAUCAAGCAGAUGGUUCAUAUUAAUUGUAGUUGGAAAAAUCUGCAUCCUUUUUGUUGGAACCAGAAAACAUAUUUUAAAACAACAAUUCAAGCAAAAACCUUUGGUGUGCUAAAUGAAGAGUGAUACUGCCUAAUCUAUGUAAACCAAAGUCCACUGCAGAACAAAUAUCAGAGGACAAAUAAUUUUAUCCAAAAUGAAGUUAUCAGUAUUAUAAAAUGUGCCACCAUAAUGAAAGCUUUGCCUUAUUUCAGAAUUCUGAAUAGUAACUGUACAAAUGUGGAUCAAUAUAUGUUUAGGGUGGAAGUAUUAAUACUUUAAAGUUUUGAAGAAAAUAAAAAAAUUAUUGUGUUUACAUUUGUGAGGUCCUGGUGGGUGGGAGGGAUCCCUUGAUAAUGUUGCAAAACCGUGAUUUCCUUAAUGUUCCUUUCUAGAUUGGUAACUAGUUUUACCAGUACUUAAUUACUGUAUGUCGUGAGACACUAAAAUCAGAAAAGGAAUCUCAUUUAUGUGUUAAUUGCUUUAUUUUUCUGUUUGGAUUAUUGGCUGUACAAUCACUUGUAGAAAUUGUAUCAAACUUCUAAUCCACAAACUUUGUUUGUUUGUUCAUUUGUUUUCAUGAAGAUUGCUGGCUUUUAAAUAGUUUAUUUAUAUUGUAUAACACCAUUUUCAUUGUAGACAAUUAUGAUGCUAAUUUAUUGUUCCUCGGUUUCAUCUUUAUAUAAAAAUAUAGGCAGAAUAAAGAAGCCAAAUAUAUGUGUUCAUUACAGCAUGUCUUCAACUCAUAGUUCACGGUUCAGGGACAUUCAUGGGUCUUUUCAGUUUAAAAUCAUUUUUUUUGAUUAAAUGUUUAUACAUUUUCAUAAUCCUAAAUGUUGUUUAUUUAAAAUCUAUUGUAAAUUUUGUGAUUUGCAUUUUUCUUUGUCUCAUGUGAACAGAGAGGUGCAUUCUUACCUGAACAUUUUUUUAAACAGUGGACAUUAAAUACCAAAGACAACACUUACGUCUGUCAUAUUAGUAUUAGAAUACUUUACCAUCAUGUGAAUUUGGUUGUUUUUAAAUGCCAGCCAUUUAAUGGAGAGGGGGCAGGAGAAACAGAGGAGAAGUCAUCUUUGCUCAUACAAAAGGAUAUUUCUCUGACCACAAAUAGUUCACGCUACCUUAUUUCUGCAAUUCCCGGCUAUUGAUAACAUGGGUAAUUCAGUCCUCUCUUACUGAGAGGCAACUUAAAAUGGAAAUCAAAGUAGCAGCCUAACAGCUAAGUCCCAGCCCCUUCAGUUCACUCUACAGAUGCAGAUGGGUUGGGCUUCUGUAUAUCCAUGCCAGACAGAAAGCAGUGAAAGAGGCUUCAGAAUAGGUGUGAGAAUCUACUGUUAAAAGAGAAAGCAAAGUCAGAAGUUUCACAAGGUAAGCCCAAGCCAUUGGCUGCAUGCGAUGUACCACUUAGUAUCCAAGCCCAUGAUAUAUUAAAUGAACUUUCUUGAUAGACUUCCUUGGUACCAAAAAGUCAAUUGUGUCACCUUAUCAAAUGUUGGAAAUAUCUCCAUCUUCAGUACCCUAAGUAUGUUAAUAGGGUUAAAGCAGUAUUGACAAUUAUUUCCUAAUUAUUCUAGAAAGGGUCUAGAACUCUUGCGCAUGCCAUUAAAGUGGGGAUGUGAGGCUGAGAAACUUUAGGAAGCCCAGUGCUCUGGAAUUCUCCAAUGGUUCUCCAGUGGCAGCUACUAACAGCUCUAUCUUAGGGAACUUAUGUUGAUAGUUCACUUUAUAUUUCCUAUAAAAGCAGGAAGAUUGCUUUAAAAAAAUCAAGUAAUCAUCUGUGGUAUUUAAGGUUAAUUAUAAAAUUAUUUAAUUCAGAUUUUUCACAUGGGUGUCUUGUAAAACCCUUUUUUACUGAAACACUAUGGCAGAUUUCACUUCAAAGCUGAAAACAGACUAACACCACUAACAGAGCACAAUUUUCAGUAGACACAACCAGAUCAUUCACGUGGAUAUUAAGGGCCAAGAAUGAUUAUUGGACAAAGUCACAAAUAAAUUAUCAUACACAUUAGCCUACAUCUGAGGUUCCAGAAAUUAAUCUGAUUGCCCAAGUUUGCAAAAUGAAUGUUAAUUGUUAACCACUUUGUAACAAGACAGUUAACUUACAGUUGCUUUAUUGAUUACAUAUUAGUAAAAGCAGACUAAAAUGCAAAGGUUUUGGCUUUGGCUGGUUUCUUAUCGUUGUUUCAGUGUUUGUAAUCAGACAACCUGUAGUGUCUGAAUAUUUGUAUUACCAAUAUGUUCCACAGCUACCUGGCAUUUGAAUCCAUGCAACUCUUUAAACUGUGCAGUUAGUUACUUGUUGAAGUUCUCUGAAUGUAUCUGUGAAGUUCAUGUUGUCUCAUGUCAGUCCUUGCCAGGAAUUUUCUCAACACUAAUGGAUUUUUAUUUCCAGUAUUUCAAUAAAUAUUAAUAUGGCCAUUCUGAUUACUUUAAAA
Candoia aspera is the source of this 6407-nucleotide messenger RNA. RefSeq names its product nuclear receptor subfamily 5 group A member 2 (gene NR5A2). Lineage: Eukaryota; Metazoa; Chordata; Lepidosauria; Squamata; Candoiidae. Gene Ontology annotation, molecular function: RNA polymerase II cis-regulatory region sequence-specific DNA binding; zinc ion binding; nuclear receptor activity. The record is from RefSeq and is a predicted model, not a curated record. Bases 368 to 1780 code for a protein of 470 amino acids. The transcript is spliced from 8 exons. Gene Ontology annotation, biological process: regulation of transcription by RNA polymerase II; tissue development; hormone-mediated signaling pathway. Gene Ontology annotation, cellular component: RNA polymerase II transcription regulator complex.